This is a messenger RNA of Cygnus olor (mute swan), 6215 nucleotides long. RefSeq names its product von Willebrand factor A domain containing 8 (gene VWA8). Gene Ontology annotation, molecular function: ATP hydrolysis activity; ATP binding. The record is from RefSeq and is a predicted model, not a curated record. NCBI's taxonomy places the organism in Eukaryota, Metazoa, Chordata, Aves, Anseriformes, Anatidae. Gene Ontology annotation, cellular component: cytoplasm. The transcript has 45 exons. The coding region runs from base 132 to 5828 and encodes 1898 amino acids.
CGCCCCGGCCGCCGCUGGGCCCGGCUGUAGUUUCCGGCGGGGCGCUGUGCGGCGGCGCUCCUCUCCUCUCCCCUUCCCUUCCCCUCCUUCCCUUCCCUGCCCGGGCCGGGCCCGGCGGCCUGCCCUCGGCCAUGCAGCGGCAGCUGCUGUGCCUGGGCGGCGGGGCCGGGUCCCCCGCAGCGCGCAGGGUCCGCCUGCUCCUGCGGCAGGUGCUGGCGCCGCGGCCCGGCCGCCCGGAGCUCAGGGCGCUGCACGGCUCAGGUGAUGCUGUCACUAUUGGAGAUGUAUCCUUUAAACUCAAAACACCGAAGAACCCAGAACUUGUUCCACAGAACUACAUGACAGAUUCUUUGGCCCAGUCUGUAAUACAGCAUUUAAGAUGGAUAAUGCAGAAAGAUCUUCUCGGCCAAGAUGUCUUCCUUAUUGGUCCUCCUGGGCCCCUCCGGCGAUCUAUUGCCAUGCAGUAUCUGGAACUAACAAAACGGGAGGUUGAAUAUAUUGCGCUGUCAAGGGACACCACAGAAACAGACCUCAAACAGCGACGAGAGAUCCGAGAUGGUAGUGCUUUUUAUCUCGAUCAGUGUGCAGUUCGUGCAGCCACAGAAGGCAGAAUCCUUGUGCUGGAAGGUUUGGAGAAGGCUGAGCGGAACGUCUUGCCUGUGUUAAACAAUUUGUUGGAGAAUAGGGAAAUGCAGCUUGAAGACGGUCGCUUUCUCAUGUCUGCAGAACGCUAUGACAAACUUCUGCAGGAACAUACAAAAUCAGAGUUAGAUGCAUGGAAGAUUGUUCGGGUUAGUGAAGAUUUUCGAGUAAUAGCGUUGGGUCUGCCAGUACCUAAAUAUUCUGGUAACCCUUUGGAUCCUCCCCUUCGCUCUAGAUUUCAAGCUAGAGAUGUUUAUCAUCUGCCCUUCAAGGACCAUCUUCAGCUAUUGUAUUCAAUUGGAUCAAACAUUUCUGCAGAGAGAAUUUCUCAGCUCCUGUCUUUUGCUACAACUCUCUGUUCUCAAGAAUCUUCUACAUUGGGACUUCCAGAUUUUCCUUUAGAUAGCUUAUCGGCUGCAGUGCAGAUUUUGGAUUCCUUUCCUAUGAUGUCAGUCCAGCAUGUUAUUGAGCGGCUUUACCCCUAUAAUGUUUUCCUUGGAAAGGAAGGCAGGACUGCAGUCAAAGAUGCACUAAAACGUUUUGAACUUCAAGACUCAAAAAGCCAUUUGCGCCCAAGAAGGAUUACAAAAGUAGAAAGUGUACCAGGAAACAAACCCUUCAAGGCUGAUGUAACUGUCCAGAUCGGUGAAAAGGAAGUGACAUUCCAGGUUCCAGCUGGGACUGGGAUGUUAAAACAGCAUUCUCAAUCAGAUGCUUUCGUAAGGACUUCCAGCCAUGAUCAGCUGUUGGCAGAAAUGAUGCAAUCCCACAUGGUUAAAGAUAUGUGUUUAAUUGGAGGAAAAGGCUGUGGCAAAACAGUUAUCGCUAAGGAGUUUGCUGAUAUACUAGGAUACAGCAUAGAACCUAUCAUGCUGUAUCAGGACAUGACAGCCAGAGAUUUGCUACAGCAGAGGUAUACUCUUCCUAAUGGGGACACUGCUUGGAGACCAUCGCCACUUGUUACUGCUGCCCUGGAAGGAAAGCUUGUUAUUCUUGAUGGCAUUCAUCGAAUUAACCCUGGCACUCUAGCUGUACUUCAAAGACUAAUACAUGACAGAGAACUGACCCUCUAUGAUGGCACCAGAUUAUUAAGGGAAGACAGGUAUCAGAACUUAAAAGAAGAAUUACAGAUCACUGAUGAGAAACUACAGGAAAGGUCUAUCUUUCCAAUACACCCCUCAUUCAGAAUAGUUGUCCUAGCAGAACCUCCGGUCAUCGGAAGUAGUACCCAACAAUGGCUGGGUCCAGAGUUUCUGACACUGUUUCUUUUUCAUAAUGUUCGAUCUUUAAGCAAGAAUGAAGAAAUUCAAGUUAUUAAGGAAAUGAUUCCAAAUGUACCAAGUGCUGCUGUGGAGCAGUUGUUGUCUUUAACACACAAGCUUCGGGAGACGAAUGAUGCCACGGCACAGUCUCUGGCUUCAUCUUUAUCUACUCGACAACUGUUGCGAAUUUGUCGGCGACUGUCACAACAUCCAGAUGAAAGCCUUUACUAUGCUGUUAAUAAAGCCUGCCUUUCCAGGUUUUUACCAAGCCUUGCCAGAUCAGCUUUACACAAAAAUCUACAGGAUUCUGGUAUUGAGUCAAGUCCAGAUAACACAAAGAAACUAGAGGAGAAGGAUUACACUUGUGAAAUAAACAAUGGGAUUCUGAAGAUAGGAUCUGUGACUAUGCCAGUUUAUAACCCAAGUGAGAAAAUGAAAGUGCCUGAUGUGUUGUUUUAUGAAAAUGCUCAACACAUGAUGGUAAUGGAAGAUAUGCUAAAAGACUUUCUGCUGGGAGAACAUCUUCUUUUAGUUGGUAAUCAGGGUGUUGGGAAAAACAAGAUUGUUGACAGAUUCCUUCACCUUCUAAACAGGCCCAGAGAGUAUUUACAGCUGCAUAGGGAUACAACUGUACAAAGCCUUACCCUGCAGCCUUCUGUUAAAGAUGGUCUUAUUAUAUAUGAAGAUUCACCACUGGUAAAAGCAGUGAAGUUUGGACAUAUUUUGGUAAUUGAUGAGGCAGACAAGGCACCAACGAAUGUUACCUGUAUCUUAAAAACCUUAGUAGAAAGUGGAGAAAUGGUUUUGUCAGAUGGAAGGCGAAUUGUUGCCAAUCGUGCUCAUGUAGAGGGGAGAGAAAAUGUAAUAGUAAUUCAUCCUGAUUUUAGAAUGAUAGUUCUAGCAAAUAGACCUGGAUUUCCUUUCUUGGGUAAUGACUUCUUUGGCACAUUAGGGGACAUUUUUAGUUGCCAUGCUGUUGAUAAUCCCAAGCCACAGUCUGAACUUGCUAUGCUCAGACAAUAUGGUCCUGAUGUUCCAGAGCCAAUUCUUCAGAAACUGGUAGCUGCUUUUGGAGAACUUAGGAGUUUAGCUGACCAAGGAAUUAUUAAUUAUCCCUAUUCAACUAGAGAAGUUGUGAAUAUUGUAAAGCAUUUACAGAAAUUCCCAAAUGAAGGACUGGCGAAUGUUGUUCGAAAUGUAUUUGACUUCGACUCCUACAACAAUGAAAUGCGUGAAAUUUUAAUCAGCACUUUGCACAAAUAUGGGAUACCUAUUGGAGCAAAACCGACCAAUGUACAGCUGGCCAAGGAACUGCCAUUACCAGAUCAUAAAUUUAUAGGCUACUGGAAAAUCGAUCAGCCUGGGAAUGCACGACAGAAACUGCUGUGUCCCACAGAAACUCAGAAAAUAAAUGUAAAGGGCCCUAUAUACCUAAACAUUCAAGGAUUUCCACUGGAACGACAUGAAUCCCGGUCCCUCAGUUUCACAGAAGAACUUGCCUUUUGGAAACUGCCUUUGGAUGAAGUUAACUUUGUUUGCGACGUCACUGUAACAAAAGAAGAUGAAGCUGAAAAUGUUCUUUAUGUUACUACAUGCAAUCCUGUUGCCUUGUACUUCAUGAGUGUUUCUAGUAAGAAUGGAUCCUUUGUGGAUUUUUAUGACCUCUUCCCAAGAACAGUUGGAAAUGUCUGGCAACCUUUUGUGACUGUGGCACCACUCGGAAAUCCACUCAAAGGUCAAGUGCUUGUACAUGAAGAGCAGAGCAAUGUUGUGUUGUUGCUGGAUACAAACAACGGUGCCCUUCGCCGACUUUUGCUCUUGCCAGAUGAUCAGGAGUCUCCUAAGAGAACGUCUUGGUGGAGCAGCAAGGAAGAGACGAGCAGCUACAAGAUGUGCCGAGAGUUUUCACACAAAAACUGGCUGGUGUUCUACAAAGAAGAAGGAAACCGUCUUAUCGUAUUGGAUGUAUUAGAGGGCCAAACUCACACCAUCUCACUUCCAAUCAAUCUGAAAUCUGUCUUCCUCGUGGCUGAAGACCGGUGGCUCUUGGUGGAAAAUGGAACAAAUCAGAAAUUUCUUUUAACCAAACGUGCUCAUAUGGAGGCUGAAGACAGUGAGGUUUGCCAGCUGUAUGCAUUGAAUGAAGAGCCAGCUGACAUGGGAUUUGGCUUAACAACGGCAUCAGAACUGAGUGUGCCGCAUGCAGUUUCAAGUGACCAGCUAUCUUCAGAAAACCUCAGUGCAGCUGUUGGACAAAAGAUCAGCUCCCCCAACAGGAUUUUCUCAGAUGAACAUAAUUACGCUACUAUUGUUAUUGGUUUCCCAGACCUCUUGUCUCCCAGUGAAGUGUACAGCUGGAAAAGAAACUCCUCUCUGAGUCGCAAUGCUUCUUCUGAUUCAUUUUAUUAUGGAGCCCGGAGGAAAAGAGGAGCUGCAAAACAAACCAAUUGUGUAACUUUAUUGGCUUCUAAUCAAAUAGUCAGAAUUUUAGCACCUGGAGAUGUGCCUUUGAAAGACAUUUACCCAAAAGAUGUCACUCCUCCACAAGCUGCUGGAUACUUAGAAGUAACAGAUCUUAACUCAAAGAAAAUCAAAUACAUUGCUAUUCCGAGCUCAGGAUCUCUCUCUCCAUAUACAUCUUGGCUCUCUAAGGUCUCAGAUGCCGAUGCCCUGUUGGCACCGCUGGGCAAAGUAGGCUUGGUUAGUGUGGACAUGGGAGGUGGUGUGAGGCUUUGGGAGACAGGGCUCGACAGCCUCCAGCGCUCACUGCAGGACUGGAGGAACAUGAUCGGACAAGAGGAUGGUAGACCUGUGCAGAUAACCAUUCAGAGGGACAGUGGUUUGGAUGUCAGUUCCCCCAAGCAUGGAAAAGUGGAUCCAAACAACAUGCCUCAUGUUGGUGGAAAUACUUGGGCUGGUGGAACAGGUGGGAGAGACACUGCUGGGUUAGGUGGCAAGGGUGGGCCAUAUCGACUGGAUGCUGGCCAUAAGGUUUACCAAAUAUCGCAAGCUGAAAAGGAUGCUGUUCCGGAAGAGGUUAAGAGAGCUGCUCGAGAGAUGGGUGAAAAGGCCUUUAAACAGAGAUUGAAAGAGAUUCAGAUGAGCGAGUAUGAUGCAUCUACUUAUGAAAGAUUCUCUGGAGCAGUACGACGUCAAGUUCAGUCACUCCGCAUCAUCUUAGACAAUCUGCAGGCCAAGGGUAAGGAAAGACAAUGGCUGAGACACCAAGCUGUUGGAGAGUUAGAUGAUGCCAAAAUCAUUGAUGGGCUGACAGGAGAAAAAGCCAUUUAUAAACGACGGGGAGAGCUCGAGCCACAACCUGGAAGCCCCCAGCAGAAACCUAAACGCUUGCGCUUGGUGGUGGAUGUCUCUGGUAGCAUGUACCGCUUUAAUGGGGUAGAUGGACGGCUGGAACGCUCCAUGGAGGCUGUCUGCAUGGUCAUGGAAGCUUUUGAGAAUUAUGAGCACAAAUUUAAGUAUGAUAUUGUUGGACAUUCAGGAGAUGGCUUCAACAUCACCUUGGUUGGGAGUGACAAAGUUCCCAAGAACAAUAAGCAAAGAUUAGAGAUUCUUAAGGUCAUGCACGCCCAUGCUCAGUUCUGCAUGAGUGGCGAUCAUACCUUGGAAGGGACAGAGCAUGCCAUUCGAGAAAUCGCCAAGGAAGAGGCUGAUGAAUAUUUUGUUAUCGUCUUGAGUGACGCAAAUCUCGAGCGAUAUGGUAUUAAACCAUCAAGGUUUGCCCAGGUCCUGACCACCAAUGCUCAAGUCAAUGCUUUUGCCAUAUUUAUAGGAUCCUUAGGAGACCAGGCAGAUAGGCUGCAGAGGACACUGCCAGCAGGACGGUCUUUUAUUGCCAUGGAUACCAAAGAGAUCCCCCAGAUUUUGCAGCAGAUCUUUACAUCGACCAUGCUGUCAAGUGCCUAGCCAUCACCGACGUCACGGUGCGUGAAUUCAAAGCAGAAAUCCACUCCUGCUGAAGAUAUGAACCCUGAAGCUGAGGAUGAACAGCUACUAAUGAAAUACAAACUGUUCUGUAAUCAGCAAACCAACCGAAAUCUGCACUGCAGCUGUGCUGUACAGUUUCACCAAAAAUCCCUCAACCAACUUCAUGUGUUCAAAGAAUUGCAGUGGGGCUGAGGUAAAUCUCAGGAAGGUUACAGAGGGAAUGUUCUUCCAGAGGGACAAAUAAAUAAAGGACACUUUGUGAUCAUUACUCUGGCUGAUGGGUUGCCAGCACUGCAGCAUCAUCUCACAUGGUUUUGCUGACAUGGUUCUCUGGGAUUUGAUAAUAUUAUACAAAGCAGAGCCAGA